This is a messenger RNA of Pochonia chlamydosporia 170, 2724 nucleotides long. RefSeq names its product NACHT domain-containing protein. The transcript has a single exon. The coding region runs from base 1 to 2724 and encodes 907 amino acids. NCBI's taxonomy places the organism in Eukaryota, Fungi, Ascomycota, Sordariomycetes, Hypocreales, Clavicipitaceae. The record is from RefSeq and is a predicted model, not a curated record.
AUGGAUGCCGCAUGGGCCGCAGAACAUGCUUGCAGAAUCUCACAAUUCGCCGUCACUUGUAGUGAUAUCUUGUCGUGUGUGCGCGCUUCAAAGCUUGAGAAGUUGCAGCCUGUUUUGGACGAACGUCCCAACAACCUAAUGGAAACUCUGCUCCAGCACACCAGACAAGUGCGAUUCACACCUUCCGAUGGUACAGGCACUUUGUCCAGAGAAGAUGAAAUUCUUUUGAGACUUGCAGGUUACUGCCAAGAAUAUUCCUCUCAAUUGAUAGAGGCUUUACAAGAUUGGGAUACAGAACCCAAGAAUUUACAUGCACCUGAGGUAGCCGAGCCACCACACCACCACGACUUGACAAAUCUUCUUGAAACCAUACGGAAACUCCUGAAUGGAGACCUUGCCACAUUGCAGUGGUCAUCAGUAUGCCAGAAUGUUCGCGAGCUGGGUGCCAAAAAUAGUCGCCUUGGAGCGAAUAGGACAGUGGAAAUACAGCAACUGGCCGCAGAAGUUGACACCAGCUUCCAAGCAAUCACGUCUAAACAGUUCGAUGAUGUGACGUUACUCAGAUCCUGGAAGCAAGUUCACGCGGCUACACAAAGAGUUACAGACCUGUCUGUAGAGAAGACUGUUCUAACAAUGCUUCAAUUCUGGACAAUGGACCGUCGCAAGGAGUUGAUUGCCAAGGAACAUGACGACACCUUCGAAUGGGUGCUAGCACCAACUGAUCCCAACCAAUCCAAACAAAGUUCUUCAAACUUCUCUGAGUGGUUGGAAAUUGAUGAACCCUUGUACUGGAUAUCUGGCAAGCCGGGAUCUGGGAAAUCCACAUUGAUGAAGUUCCUCGCGGAAAAUCCCAAGACUAUACAGGCUUUGAAGCGGUGGGCAAAGGACGACACCCUCAUUACCGCCGUCUUCUACUUUUGGAGCUCGGCGAAAGAUCCACUGCAGAAAUCCGACACGGGUCUCCUUCGUUCUAUUCUUUUCCAAAUCCUCCGACAGUGUCCCGAUCUUGUUCAAUACGCAUACCCGGCACAGUGGCGAGAACGACACCAUUCACAUGGUUCCCUCCAGCAACUUGUUCGCAGCGAGCAGAACACAUCAGACCUUCUAGCUGCUUUCACCCGUGUAUCAGAUGCGUUAUCAAGUGUAAAUGCAAAAUUCUGCUUCUUUAUUGACGGCCUGGAUGAGUAUGACGGCGAGCCAACCGACGUGAUACGCCUGGUUGAGGCACUUAAUAAAUCCGUCAAGCUCAAAACAUGUGUUUCAAGCCGGCAAUGGGCUGAUUUUGAGAAGACUUUUGGGACAGACAACCCAUGGAAACUGUACAUUCACGAAAUGACAGAGAAUGACAUGGUUCGGUAUGUUAAAGAUCUUUUUGGCAAGGACCCUAAAUUCCGCCAAAUGCGAGAUGCCGCCGAUACGGAAAUUACCCACAGCCUAGUCAAGGCUAUAGUUGAGAAUGCGGAAGGCGUGUUUCUUUGGUCAUUCUUGGUUGUGAAGGAUCUUCUAGAUGGGCUUUCUGAGACAGACACCAUCCACGCACUCCAGCAGCGGCUGGGAACAAUACCAACGGAUCUGGAUGGCUACUUCAAAAAACUGUUCCAGGACACGCAACCUCAUAUGCGAGGCUCAACUGCAAAAGUGUUUGAACUAACGCUAAAUGCAGUAGACAAACUUCCUUUGAUGUGUUAUUGGUUCAUUCAGCAGCAUGGUCUCGAGGACGUUCAGAAGAUGAAGCUUGGCUCGAUGGAGAGACGAGUGGCUAGCCAGAACCUCAGAGAAAUGGAGAAGAUGCUGAAUAUUUACUCUCAGGGCUUGUUAAGUGUCAAUAUCUCAACAUAUGCGAUUGAGUCCACGGCAGAAUUGGAGGACAACAGCUGGCUUUUCGAGUUCAGAGUCGACUUCAUCCACCGAACUGUGGCCGACUUCAUGCAGACUGCCGACAUGAAGAAACUACUGAAGAAAUGGAUACCGCAGUCUUUCAAUGUCGAUGUCGAAAUUUGCAAGGCCGGUUUAGCAACAAUAAAAGCCACGCCAUCGACGAGAGACAUGUUCCAAGACGCGCAUCGGGCACUCUCAAUUCUCAACCUAUUCAUGUGUCAUGCGAAGAUGGUAUUGGGAGAUUUGCAAACUCAGUUGGUGGAUAACCUUCUGGCCGCAUUGAGACUACAUACUGAGAGUGUCACUGAGAUCCCGAUGAUGAUUCUUGGCGCGGGCAAUUUCUGGGCGUGUCAGUGCAGCUUCAACUUCGCACUUUUAUAUCACUGCGUCUCGUACGGGUUGACGGAGUACGUUGCACUGCAGUUGGAUAAGGAAAGAAUGGAAUUUGCGGAACCGCAGUCCGGUCUACUAUAUGGCUGUUUCUCAUGGGAUUCGCGCGUGAGGAUGGAGAGAUUUGCACUGCCCGUCGAUACAGUCGAAAUGCUACUGGCUCGUGGCUUUGAUCCCAAUCUACCCUGGGGAGAUCGAGGUUUUUCAUUCUGGCAACAGCUUUUAACAUCGACAUACAGCAGACACUUGAAGGGAAUUGCCACCCAAGGCGAUUUCGAUGCAAUCAAGCGUGCCGUUGAACACGGUGCUGAUAUGGAAAGUAAGGUUGAGGUCUUUGCCGCUCGUCGCAUGGGUGAAACGAAGGCGCAUGAGAUUGUUGAAAGGGUUGUGCCGAUCGAGCAGUUGUCGACUCUGCGACUGGACCACAGCGAGCGACCGUAUGAAAACUCCCAGUAG